AUGUCCAGAAGCGAUAAUGGUAGACUGGCCGGUCUCAAACAGAGAUUGGAGGCAUUUUUUGAGAGACAGAUUCACGAGCGCGACGAGUUCGCUGGUGUAUCGGAACCCGUCUUGCGAAAAGGCGUCGAUGCCCUUUGCACCGAACUCCCUUCACUCGAACGUUUGCAAGUCGAGCGAGCCGCCGAAGUAGCAAAGAAUGGAAACUACUACUAUCGCCUGUCCAAAGGACUGAUCAACAACCUUUCCCCCGUCGUUGAGCUCACACAAGAUGAGAAAGACAAUCUCAUAUCUGAACGAGAACGUCUCUUUAGUCAAAGAGGGAUGCUCAGCAUCAUCUGCACUGUUUCACUUGCAGCCUUCCUCCAGGGUCAUGUCCAAUCGUCCAUCAACGCCAUGAGUCUCUUUGUCGAGACUGUUGGCAUUGACAUCGAAAACAAAGGUGAAAUGCAAGGAAAUGGCGCUGACAGCAUUGCACAAUGGCAACUUGGAGCCAUGAAUGCGAUCCCCUUUCUCAUGGCUGCGUUUCCCGGCGCACCUUUAUCACUGCCUGUUAAUUACUGUUUCGGUCGACGAGGAGCACUCGGCCUCUCAGCCCUUCUCAUUAUUGCUAGUUCAAUUGGAUCUGCUUUUGCCAAGACAUGGCAGCAGGUUCUUGGUGCUAGAAUUGUUGGAGGAAUAGCUAUGGGCAUCAAGGCAGUCAGCGCCCCUAUCCUCGCCUCCGAGACAGCUGUUGGAUACUGGAGAGGCUCUACGAUCCUGGCAUGGCAACUUUGGGUCGCUUGUGGUAUCAUGAUAGGUUUUGUUGCCAAUUUUAUUAUCUCUGCUGCCACCAACACUCUAGAUGGGAAGCCCAACGCCGAGCUCAAUCAACACGGUGGUAGAUACCACGCGCUCCAAUGGAUUGCUGCGGCUCCCGCUAUCCCAUCACUCUUCCUUUUCAUUGCUGUCUGCUAUUGUUACGAAAGUCCUCGAUUCUACAUGCGACCUGAUACGCCCAAUUAUAACCUCGGCCGUGCCUUCGACAUUCUGCUCCAAGUCCGAAAGACAAGACUCCAAGCUACCCGUGAUCUGUUCCUAAUAUGGUGGUCUAAUGAGGAGGGAAGAUCUAUCCGUGCCGAAACACACAAGAACCACAACGAAGAGACUAUUCACCAAGACCACCGUAACGCGGAAAAUGCAGAUGGUUUUCGUAACAGCAGAAUAGCGAGCUCUGGACUGACAUAUUCAUCGCUCAUCUUGGUUGUAACGAAACUAUCGGCGGAUCAAUAUAAGCCUCUAUUCACCAGGCGAAGGCUUAGAAACGCCCUAUGGAGUAGCUGUACUGUCGCUCUCGCACAGCAACUCUGUGGAAUCAACGUUUUCGCAUUCUACUCAAAUGGAAUCUUUAGCGAUUACGGUGUCAGAACAAUGUUUUCUGCAGCUUAUUCUCCAAGUCUCGGUCCCAUACCGUUUACUCUGGCAUCCGAGAGUUUCCCUCUAAAGCAUCGAGAGGCUGGCGCAUCCGUUGCAAUCUCCAUCAAUCUCUUUUUCGCAGGCCUCCUGACCAUUCUCCUCCCUCGUAUCAAUGCCCAGUUCAAGAUGGCCGGUACACUGGGGUUCUUUGCUGGUCUCAACGUUGUUGCUUUUGUUCUCAUCUUUUUCUUUGUCGAGGAGACGAAACAACUUACCCUCGAAGAACUCGAUCAAGUAUUUGACAAUCCCAAAGGCCAAUUCGUAAACUAUCAAAUGACCCGUCGUCUCCCGUUUCUUUCCAAAAAGUAUCUGCUGUGGAAAGAUGCCGAGAGACCUCAGGCGUAUGAUGAAUGGGCGCUUGAGAAUAGACAAGGGUCUGAUUGGGGCGGGCGAGGUUGA
Molecule: messenger RNA, 1851 nt
Organism: Fusarium poae
Lineage: Eukaryota; Fungi; Ascomycota; Sordariomycetes; Hypocreales; Nectriaceae
Exons: 10
Coding region: 1-1851 (616 amino acids)
Biological process (GO): transmembrane transport
Cellular component (GO): membrane
Molecular function (GO): myo-inositol:proton symporter activity
Source: RefSeq, a predicted model, not a curated record